Molecule: messenger RNA, 1907 nt
Organism: Camellia sinensis
Lineage: Eukaryota; Viridiplantae; Streptophyta; Magnoliopsida; Ericales; Theaceae
Source: RefSeq, a predicted model, not a curated record
UCUUAUGGUUCUGCUGACUAGCUUAAGUAAGUCGAUGCUUGCAAAUUGUGACUCUGAUUCUCUUUGUGAAGAGAGGAAAAAUUAAUCAUGGCUUCAAGAUCAAUUCUACGGAGAAGGAAGUUUGUCUCUGCUUACCUUAAUGUCUCUGCACGCUCAAUUCAAAGUUUUCAAAUUCUUGGUCAUGGACAAUCCAAUCAGUAUGUGGAUUCUCGUGGUUUGAGCUCUGGUGCAAAUCAUCCUUCUGGAGAUAUUUUUUGCAUAAAGGAUGGGGAUGCAGGUUCAGCUGUGAAUGAGGAUUUACUAAAAUUUUCGGCAUUGGGAAUCUUUAAGCAUAGAUGCUAUGGAGUUACGGCAUCCGGUCAUGUGAAUGGAAGAUCACAAUUUAUUCUCCCCAUGGGGAUGAGGUUGAUGCCGCAAUCUAUACAUUAUGCUUCGACAGCCACGGCAGGUAAGCCUGACUUGGGUAGCGAUGAUGAAGAUAAGGAGGAACUAGUUGCUGAAAAGAGAAAAGAAGCAUCUCCGGAGGAAUGUGAUCAAGCUGUUGAAGGUCUGAGUACUGCCAAGGCCAAAGCUAAAGCCAAACGAUUGCAAGAAUCUGAAAAGGUUGCUAAGUCUGCUUUACAAAGAGUAUGGGCCACACUCCUGGGAAUUGGCCCAGCUUUGAGAGCUGUUGCUUCGAUGAGCAGGGAAGAUUGGGCAAAGAAGCUAAGUCAUUGGAAAAAUGAAUUUAUAUCAACACUGCAACAUUAUUGGUUGGGUUGUAAGCUACUGUGGGUUGACGUGAGGAUCAGUUCAAGGUUGCUGCUUAAACUUGCUGGUGGGAAGAGUCUCACCAGGAGGGAGAGGCAACAGCUAACCCGAACCACAGCUGAUAUUUUUAGACUAGUUCCAUUUGCUGUUUUUAUCAUUGUCCCAUUCAUGGAAUUCUUGCUCCCAGUUUUCUUGGCGGUAUUUCCCAACAUGUUACCAUCAACAUUUCAAGAUAAAAUGAAAGAACAGGAAGCAUUGAAAAGGAGGCUAAAUGCAAGAAUAGAAUAUGCAAAAUUUCUCCAGGGGACUGUUAAAGAAAUGGCGAAGGAAGUCCAAAGCUCACGGAGUGGAGAAACUAAGAAAACAGCUGAAGAUCUCGAUGAAUUUUUGACCAAGGUUAGAAGAGGUGCUGGUAAUUUUAUUGACGAAAUUUUGAGCUUUGCUAAGUUGUUCAACGAUGAACUCACACUGGAUAAUAUUAGCAGGUUGAGCUUUAGUAUCAUUGAUUGUGCAUUAUGCUGUAUCCUAGCUAUUUUAUGUAGGUUUACUAUCAUACCACCAAUUAUUGUUGUUAUUAUUGUUUGUUUUGUAUGGAUAAAGAACGAUGAUAAAAUGAUACAAGCGGAGGGUUUGGAGUCUCUUUCAGAAGCUGAACUUCGUGAAGACUGUAGAGAGCGAGGCAUGCUUGGUUUACUUUCAGUUGAGGAAAUGCGCCAACAGCUCCGUGAUUGGUUGGAUUUGUCUCUCAAUCACUCAGUACCAUCUUCACUUUUGAUCCUCUCCAGAGCCUUCACUGUUUCUGGUAAGUUAAAGCCGGAGGAAAUCGUUGGGGCUACAUUGUCUUCACUUCCAGAUGAGGUUGUCGAUACUGUUGGUAUCGUAGCCUUACCAUCUGAAGAUUCUGUUUCAGAAAGGAGGAGGAAAUUGGAGUUCCUUGAAAUGCAAGAAGAACUUAUCAAGGUUAAUAAUCUUGUGGUUUAUUUUAUUGCCAAUUAACACGCUCUUUGACUUUUUGACCAAUCAUUCUUUUGGUGACAAUAUGCCAAGAUAAUUCUACUUUCAAAUUUUACUGCUUUUGCCUUGUAUUGACAGCUAGUCCUGAUGUCUUCACUUUUGUUCCUAUCAUGGGAACUUGAAUCCUGAAGCAAAAAAUGGAA